Messenger RNA from Eriocheir sinensis (Chinese mitten crab), 9208 nucleotides. RefSeq names its product bromodomain-containing protein 4B-like. The record is from RefSeq and is a predicted model, not a curated record. The transcript is spliced from 8 exons. NCBI's taxonomy places the organism in Eukaryota, Metazoa, Arthropoda, Malacostraca, Decapoda, Varunidae. Gene Ontology annotation, molecular function: zinc ion binding. The coding region runs from base 2339 to 5584 and encodes 1081 amino acids.
UAAUUUUCAUUUAGUCUCUCUCUCUCUCUCUCUCUCUCUCUCUCUCUCUCUCCAUUUUUAACCUUCUCCCCUUCGGUAUUCCAUCAUCUUUUAUCUUUUUUUUCAUUACUUCUUUCCUCAAACUGUCUCUUAUUCCCUUUAUAUCACUCAACUCUGUCAAAACUUCUUUCCCUCUUUUCCAUCCAUUGUUCUAUCUCUAGUUUCUUUGUUUACGCUUCAUAUAACUUCUAAUCCUUCUAUCUAUCCACCCAUCGUCUGUUCACUGUGCAUUUUUCAUAUAUUUUCUUCAUGGAACUUCCACUAUUUCCCUUUCCUGUCUCUUAUUUCUUCAACAGCAAGUAUUUUUUUUCUAAUAUUUAUUUUUGUCGUUUUAGUUCAGUGCGCGUUUUAAGAUUUACCCAUUUUCUUUACUCAUGCAUUGCCUUGUACCUUUUACUAUUUUCUUGUCUAUCCAUUCAUCCCCAGAGAGAGAGAGAGAGAGAGAGAGAGAGAGAGAGAGAGAGAGAGAGAGAAAGCCCAGGUAGUUAAUGUAGACAGGUAUGAAAUAACGUCCCGGACACACCUGUAAUCAACACCACCAUCAGUCGCCAAAGAAAUCAACACCAUUAGUCACCACCAUAACAUUAACCACCACCAGAACCACCACCACCACCACCACAAUCGUCCCCCAUUCCAUUAUCAUCCCCACCAUUACUCUCAUCACCAUCACCUUCACCACCAUGAAAUUAGAAUCACCACCAUGACCACAGCCUUUCGAAAUACAAAUGAAGAAAUGUUGUUAGAAAUUUCAGCAACAACAAUAAAGUAACAGCAGCAACACAAUACCGACUAAUGCUUCAACUAUUACUACUUCUGUGGAUUCGGUAUAUGUCAACAUUUAUCAGUUCCACGUUCUUUAUAUUAUAUUUUGCCUAUUAUAUCAUCUACGAAAUUCAAGCAAGAAAAUCAUAUACAACAACAACAGCAGCAGGAACAAUAUUAACUGAUGCUUCUACUGGUUUCGAAAUACGUCAAAAUCUCAGUUCCACGUUUUCAUUUUUCACGUAUCAUAAAUAUAUAUACAACAAUAACUACUAAUGCUUUUACUAUUACUUUCCUGGAUUCGAGUUACGUCAAAAUUAAUCAGUUCCCCUUUUUUUUUCGAGCAUUAAAUGGCCAUCUAACACUAAAGGAGAUAGUAUGCAACGAAGCGAAGUAGUUUGAACCGUAUAUCUGAAGCUUCCACGAUUGAUAUUUCGAUUUAAUUCAGUCCUCCAUCUUUUCCUUUACAUUCUCUUUUCUCCUUCACACCUGAGCGGCAGCAUGAGCCAGGCAGGUAACGGACAGGUAAGGUAGGUAGGCGUGUUCUUGGUAACUACCCACACCUGUUGCUCUCCCUUCCUCCCUACCUUUCCCUCCCUAUCAGCAUAUCUAAGCCUAUUCCUCUUAUUUCUUUAUCCUCUAAAUUUUUAUCUUUAUGGCAAGUAUACCUGCCCCGUAGAUGUCCGCGUGUGUGUGUGUGUGUGUGUACGCCAAACCAGUUCACACUUUCAAGGCCGUUCUGGCGAGGCUACAAGGACAAGUGGGUAACCAACAGAGUAUUUUUUUUUCAUCUAUUCAUUCAUUUUCGUAUUGUAUCAUUCGUAAUUAUCAUGCCCAGAGUAUUGUCCAGACACGCAAUUUUGGAGCGAUAUACAGAACAAAUGUUUAGUGACAGAAAGUUGAAGUUCCCAUUAUUUUAUUCUAGCAAGAGCGUUGUGUAAUGACGGUGAAGAAAUAUCUACCGUGUUAAAAUUCCAAGUGAGAUAAAAAUCGUGUCUUAGAUACAUACUGAUUAUGGGUAAUACGUCUCUGAUAAGGGGAUUAAGAUUAAAGAAGAAAUAAUAAAGGAGAGGAGGCUAUAAUAUAAACCCUGGGAGACAUUAACAUUAAAAUCUAUCAUUCGCUGGCUACCAUUAUCCUAUUUUCCGAACCACUAAACAGCCGUCGUUACCACCACACUCACCACCACCAUCACACUAAACUCUCCCAAGCUCGCCCACGCUCGCUCUUGCCCAUUAUUCAUCUCGCCUCGCUCACACACUCACAUGACCCCCAUACGUUUCCUCCCGUGAUAUGCAGCCAACACAAAAAAGGAAUGAUAAGCAGCAACAAGAAAUAUAAUAAAGACUAUGGCAGGAUGUGACACACGCUAUUCCGGUGACUAGGAACGUGUUGGAGACGGAACACACACACACACACACACACGUCUUCAACCUUAAACUAGUAACAUGAAUUAUUCCCAGAAGCUUAAUUUUUCAUAACGUAGCCCACUAAUCACGAACAGAACCGGAACACUGUCUCAGCUACACAAAGACGCAUGAUAUCCACGACCUACUCAAGCGGAAACGUAUAUACGAAAGGAAGGACGAGACCGAUCCAAGUACUGAACACGUAUGGAAACAGAGUUGAGUAUUUGUGGAGGGAGAGAGAGCACCCAGUCAGUGUGGUGGCAGUGCUGGUGGCAACGAUUGUGUCUCGGUUACUUCCAGGCGGAUUUCGGGCUUCACAGAGGCUUCCAAACGCUGCCCUUCACACCCACGGCAGGAUGGCGGGGCCCAUGCCGCUGCAGGGUGACCGCUCCGCGUGGUGCCGCGAGAGGCUGGACUUCUUCUGCGCCGUCAUUAACAACGUGGACCGGGAGAGCCUGAAGGCGGAGUUAGAGGCGUGCGAGACGGAGGAGGACGCGGCGGGCCUCAUGCACAGCCUCCUGUGGCUUCAGGACAACACGGGCGUCCAGGCCACGGGCGGCGCCAUGGCUCUCGACCCCUCAGCCCCCAACGUGGAGGACGAGGCCUACCCCGAGGAGGUGCUGCCGUUCUUCGUAGCGGCCGAAGAUCCUCCCGCCUGCCAGCCCCAAUACCAACGCGUGGCGCACCAAGGCCUCCUCGCUGCCGCCCCGGAGCACUACGUCAUCUUCCAAGAGCCUCAGCAUCCUAGAGACCACGAGCCUCAGCAUCCUAGAGACCACGAGCCUCAGCAUCCUAGAGACCACGAGCCUCAGCAUCCUAGAGACCACGAGCCUCAGCAUCCUAGAGACCACGAGCCUCAGCAUCCUAGAGACCACGAGACACAGCAUCUUAGAGACCACGAGCCACAGCAUCCCAGGGACCACGAGCCACAAAAUCACGGGGAUCAAGAGCCACAUCAUCUCAGGGACCAUGAGCCUCAGCAUCUCAGAGAACAAGAGCCACAGCAUUUUAUAGACCAUGACUACGAGGGCCAUCACGAAUACCAGCAACUUAACAACCAACAGCUGCAGCAGCAGCAGGAGGAUGACAUUGAGGAUUACCAAGACCUUCCUCCUGAGGGCGAGGUUGAGUGCCACAUGCUCCAAGACGCGCCACGCCUUAACGACCACGACCUUCGUCCCCAGCAGGAGUACCGGCAGCAGCAAGAACGACAACAGGAGGAACACCACGAACAACAGCAGCAAGAACAAUACGAACAACAGGAACAGCAAGAGCAACAGCAGCACGAACAUCAUGAACAGUACGAGCAUCAGCAGGAGAGAGAGAUGGAGGAGGAGGCUGAGUUCAUCAUUGUAGAGCCGCAGCCACAACCUCCGCCCCAGGACGCCGCACCCGAGUCAGCCCUGGACCAUGACCUCGCCGGGGACCACGACCUUCACGACCCUCCAAGGCCUCAGGAGCUGCCAGAAGACCAUGCCGCCGACGACCCCCCCAGUAAUUCAGUAGAUGACGAUCACUUCGAGGAUAUACCCGAGGACCAGAUGUGGGGGGCACAGGCUGAGCCGCUUCCCCUUGACCAGCAGUCUGAAAACGUCCCUGACGCGGCGGGCAGCAGGGAGCGCGAGGGAGGCGGCGACGACGCAGCAUCCGUCGAGCCAAUCAGCGAGAAGUCUGAUCCUUACUUCGAUGCGGACGAGUCAGCAGCCGAUGACUUCGUGGACGUGGAGGAUGACUCGAUGAUUGCUUCUGCGGCUCAGCGACAAGACGAAGAGGCGGCGGCAGGGGGCCUCGACGUGGAUGGCGCUACGGGAGGAGGACCAGCGGAGGAGGACAAUAUGGAUGCUGAAAGGUUGACGGGGCAUGGCGAAGAGGCUGCUCCUGGAGGCCUCGACACAGGCGGCGUUGAAAUGGAAGGACUAGAAGAAAAAGAGGAGGAGGAGGAGGACACAAUGAAUGACGAGAGGUUAGCAAGACAGCUAUCGGAAGCUAUCAACGCGGAGGAGCUGGCGAGGAUGGAGAGGGAUGAGCAACUAGCGAGGGAGCUGGCGGAGGAGAUGGAGCGAGAGCAACAACAGCAGGAGGCGGAGGACGAGGAGCUGGCGAGGAGACUAGCGGAGGAGGAGUCGGAAGAAGAGAACCAACCGCGACGACGACGACAGGACAUCAACCCGCCGGUGGAGAUCAUCUUUGCGGAGGCACAAGACAACCCUCCACCUCCACCUCCGGCCGUAACGUUGGAGGCGGUUCCGCCGCUGGAAGUGGAGGGCGAUGCGGAGAUGGCGAGGCAACUGGAGGCCGAGCUGCAUGUGCGGGAGGAGGACGAGAAGGCCGAGAGGGUGGUGGCUCUCAUCAACAUGUUCCCGGACGCUGACCCCCACUACCUGACGGAGAGAAUGGAGGGCCAGGAGAGCGAGGAGGCCUUCCGUCAGGUGGUGGAGGCCAUGCUGUUGUGCCAGAGGACGGAGCCGCGCAUGUCGGGCUACCAAAAGCUCCUGAAGCAGACCAGCGCCGCCGCCCACCACGACCCCCACGACGACCAGGAACCCGCCCAAGCCAUCGCCCUCUCCUCCACCUCCGCCGCCGCCGCCGCCUCCAGGGGUCAAGUCUUCGAGUGCACCAUCUGCUUCGAGGAGGCGGUGCCGACGAAGGACAUGGGCACUUGCAACGCCCUCUACAGCUACCACGAGUUCUGCAUCGAGUGUAUUAGGAAACACGUCGCGGCGCUCAUCGGUCAAGGUCACUCCAGUUUCCGCUGCAUGAACGGUUACUGCGAGGCGGAGUUCUCGUGGCGUACCCUGCGGCGCGUGAUGGAGCCAGUGGUGUAUCGGAAGGUGCAGGAGCGGCGCCAGCAGGAGGAGGUGAUGGCGGCGGGCGUGGAGGACCUGGUGUCGUGCCCCUUCUGCUGCUUCAUGAUCAUUAUGCCCAACCCCGAGAACAAGGUCUUGGAGUGCCUCAACCCAGAGUGCCUGAAGGAGUCUUGUAGGGUAUGCAAGGAGACGUCCCACAUUCCCCUGCGCUGCGAGGAGGUCGAGAGGGAGACGCAGAAGGACGCGAGAACGAUGCUGGAGAACAGGAUGGCGGAGGCGAUGAUCAGGCAGUGUCCCAAGUGCGGCAAGCGGUUCGUGACGGAGGGCGGCUGCAACAAGAUGACCUGCUCGUGCGGCACCGUCAUGUGCUACCUGUGCAAGAAGGUGAUCACGGACGGGUACAACCACUUCGAGCAGCGCGGGGGCUUCGUAAGCAGCAAGUGUCCUUUGUGGAGCAACGCAACUGAGCUCCACACGGGGGAGGUGCGGCAGGCGGCGGCGGAGGGGCGGGAGGAGCUUCAGCCCGGCAUGACCCUGGUGCACGACCCGACGCGUGACUUGUUGUAGGGGGCGGGGAGGAGGGGAGAGGACGAUGCGAUGGUGAUGAGGCGAAGGAUGAGGAUGUAUCGAAGGUGAUGAUGUGUUGUAUGGAGCGAGGAAAAACAAAGAUGAUGAUGGGAAGGGGAUGAAGAAGGGGAAAGAGGUUACGGGGAGAGAAGGGAGAGGACGAUGCAAUGGUGAUGAGGCGAAGGAUGAGGACGUAUCGAAGGUGAUGAUGUGUUGUAUGGAGCGAGGAAGAGCAAAGAUGAUGAUGGGAAGGGGAUGAAGAAGGGGAAAGAGAUUAAGAAGGAAGAUGUAGUACGGGACGAGAACAAGGAAGAGGAGAUAAUGGAUUUUUUUUUUUUUUUUUUUUUUUUUUACAACAAAGGAGACAGCUCAAGGGCACAAAAAAAGGAAACAAUAAUAAAAAAAAAAGCCCGCUACUCGCUGCUCCUACAAAAAAAAAAAUCAAAAGAGGUGGCCGAAAGAGAGUUCAAUUUCGGGAGGAGAGGCGUCCUGAUUAGGGUGAGAAGAGAGGAUGAUGGAAGGUGACACAAGGAGGAGGGUGAGGAAGAGGUAACGUUAAAGUGAACGAGGAGGAGAAAAAAAAAGAAUGAUGGGAAGAAGGUGUUGUAGAGGAUGGGAACGAGGAUAAUAACUUGAAAGUGGUGUGCUGUAAAAAUGAGGAUGAGAAAAAGGAAAAAGGACAAUUGGAAGGACUAAUAGAAAAAAAAUAAGAGAUGAAGGAAUGGGAUGAAGAAGAGGAGGUUAAGGAAGAAGUGGAAAUAGUAGUAAUAAAUGCGGUAAAGCUAUAAAAAAAAGACAUAAUGUGAGGAAAAGUAGAAAUAGGACCUCUUUUUUAUAUGUGGGUGGUUGGUGGGUUGGCGGGUGUUUCCUGGCGAUGGUUAUAUAGUGAUUAGAGGGUCAAGGUCAUCAUGUAAGGUCAAGUCUAGGUCACAUUAGGUCAGUCAAAGGUCAUCCAACACUUCCAGUUCCGGGUUAUGAUAAUUUUGACCUGCAGUCUUAAUUAAUAAUCAAUAGUUCCUUGCAUACAGUAUUCACCUCUCUCUCUCUCUCUCUCUCUCUCUCUCUCUCUCUCUCUCUCUCUCUCUCUCUCACUACUUUUAAUAUUUUCUUUUUUACAUGCACUUUUCAUUUUCAUUGUUUUUUUUUAUAUUUUUUUUAUUAGUAUUAUUUUUUCUUUUCCCCAACAUACAAAUGAGCAUCUUCACUUCGCAGCAUCAUUCAUCUCCACUAGGCAUCUCAUUGCUACCUCGUUCGCUGUCUAUUUACGUGUGUGUGUGUGUGUGUGUGUGUGUGUGUGUGUGUGUGUGUGUGUUUUUCUAGACCAUAAUUUUGUACGUUGUUAUAUUUACUGUAUGUAUAUUUCUUUUUUCUGCUUAUUUUGUACAUUGUAAUUCUUUUUCUUACACUUUUGCCUCAGGUUCUUUUUUAUAAGCUCCAAAUGUCUGUGUUUCAUCAUCAUUAUCAUCAUUACCUUCAUUGUUGUUUUCAUUGUCACCACUGCCACCACCACCAUUAUUGUCAUCAUCAUCAUUAUUGUAGUCAUCACCAUCAUCACCACCACCACUCUCACUAUCACCACCUUUAAAUGCAAUGUUCUCUAUUACUUAUUAUAUUCUCAUCUUUUGAAUUUUGCUCCCUAAACUUGAUCUUAUAUUUCCCUUAUCACCUCUUAUUUCUCUUUGCUGUUAAUUAAUAUGUUGAAAUCAAGAGCUUGCGUAACUUUUUAUUUUUCUUCCGUAUUAUCUGUCGCAUAUACAUCGUUACCAUCACUAAGAAUACCUCAGUUGUUAUUAUUAUUAUUAUUAUUAUGUGUUUUCCUUACGCAGACCUUCCCUCUACUCAUUCCACGCCAGGGAACAAAAAUAACGAUGAUAAAUAAUGUGAUACGCAAAGUGCCAAAAUGAUUGCUCUCUCUCUCUCUCUCUCUCUCUCUCUCUCUCUCUCUCUCUCUCUCUCUCUCUCUCUCUCUCUCUCCUUAGCAUAUAGUCACAAACCGUUGACGACAAAAAAAAUAUACUAUUGGCUCUUCUUUGAUUCAAGUUGUGAUGUUAGAUCUCGAUUUGGGGAUAUACUUUGUCUUUUUAUUCUCUCAAGUUCUUCGUGAUGAUUACUUUCGUAUUUUGGGGGAUAUAAGAGUAGCAUAAUUGUAUGGUCGCAUGAAUACGUUUGUCGUCUGUAUAAUCAUCAGCGGAAGGUCUUGUGUGGGUUUUGGUCUCAAUAUUUUCAUGUGUUUACGUGUUGCUAUUCAAACACUCGACCAUGGAGGUAGAAUUGGUGGAGUCGACAUCAGCCCAAGUAAAUCCGCCCGAGCUGUCAUUUUUACGGCCAGGUGUCAGGUGUCGUCAGGUCAGGCUCCCACAUAAUGGGCUCGGCCAGGCUCACCCACCCCCAUCUUUUGGCCGUAAAUUUGACAGUUCGUCGGCUUCACCUCAAUGAAUGGGAUUAGCGGGCCGUGUCGACUCCACCCAUUCUACCUCCAUGCUCUCGACCCUCGGUUUCCCGGACCUCGAUUUCCCGGGUAUCAGAUUUCCGGGGGUGCGAGGGUCGUGUGUAAUCAAAUCCCAUAAAGGAGGAAUGCUUUGUGAUCCUUUGUAUGUAGCUGAGUACCUUAUCAGGGCUGUGUGUGAUACCUUUUGUUUAGUUGAAUGAGUCUGAGGAACAAACAUUAUUAUUAUCCUCAAUCAUGUAAGAUAAAAACAAUGGAUGUUGGGGGGGCUAAAUAUAUAUAAUCUAUGGUAGAACAUCGUUAUUUCAUUUUUUUAAGUAUGAAAAUAAACUGUGUAUAUCCUAAAUUUUAAGAAAAGAUGUAUGGAAGAUUAUUACCGUUAUAACUGCUUCUGGGUAAAAUGUAAAAUGUAUACGGGAGAACGCCAAUACAAAUACUAGUGAUAAUAAAUAACACUGUUUAUUUUAAGAGUCUGUGGGAGAACGUGGCCCUUGCUGUGAACCUUAAAUGUCUGUGAUAGAACACUUGCGCGCUCGCUCCGGCUUGAUUUUUUUUUUUUUUUUUUUUUUUUUUUUUUUAUUUAUUUAUUUUUUUUUUUCCCAACAUUGCAACCAUUUUUUUUUCCAACAUUGCAACCAUUUUUUUUUUCAGUUCCAUGUCAUUUUUUACAUUAUUACCUAUUAAGAGCGCCUGUUCAGUUUUUUUUUUUUUUUUUUUUUUUUUCCAAAGUGCUCAACUCUAUUACCUUAUUUUUUUUACGUAUUAACAUUGCCUUUCCAACUUUUAUUCCAAAGGUUCUCAGUUCCUUAUUAUUAUUUUGUAUUAACGCUGCCUGUCAAGCUUUUUUUCAUAGUACUAGAUUCCUUGUUACAUUUUAAUUUUUCUUAUAACAAUCGCCUUUUCAAACUUAUUUUCCCAAAGAGCUCACUCAGUUCCUUAUUACCAUUUUGUUUACUGUUUGCACCUCCACGCAUGUAUCACUGUUUUGGUGUAACGCGAUACUAUGUAGAUUGCUGUGAUUGUCAUUGAUGCUGCUGCUGUUUCCGUUGUUACUGUUGCUAUUGUGGUGUUGCUGUAUUUUGGUUCAGAAUAGUGACGGCAGCAACAACAACAGCAGCAGCAGCAACACCCACUAUUUGUAACAUGAACCAAUUGAAUUAAAUAAACCUGUAUUUUUA